Messenger RNA from Suncus etruscus (white-toothed pygmy shrew), 2272 nucleotides. It is a transcript of the gene COL23A1, whose product is annotated as collagen type XXIII alpha 1 chain. The record is from RefSeq and is a predicted model, not a curated record. Lineage: Eukaryota; Metazoa; Chordata; Mammalia; Eulipotyphla; Soricidae.
AUGCCGGAUUGGCUGCAAUCAAGGGGAAGCUUGCUGCCACCAGGCGACGCUCGCGCCCCAUCGAAGACGCACCCGCUAAACUCCCAAACGUUUCAAAGUUUGCAAACUUUAGGUAGCCAGUGUCAUCGAGUCACCAAGGUUCGUUCACUCCAGCCGCGGGGCAAACGACCCCUGGGGACCUACGGGGCUCGCCCGGCCCUGCCUACAGUGGGGUUCAGCCGGGGGUGGAUUUGCAUAGAGGAAACUGCCCCCAAAGUGGCCGCAGUUGCCUGGAGCGGCGGCGGCGGCGAAGAGGGGUGCGCUGCUCUUGCCACGGCCCCGGACGUCCAGUUCCCGCGCGACCCCCCUAGACCCGCAGCAGCCCGGGAGCGCGCCAUGAGCCCCGGCCCGCGCGCGCGCGGCGAUGCGCUGCAGGGCGCCCCGGGUGGCUGCGGCGUCGCGGGUCACCCCGCGGCCUGGGGGCUCGGCGCGCUCUGCCUGCUGCUGUCUGCGGCCGCGGCGGCCGCUUGUCUGCGCCUGAGCGUCGAGGCGGCCGCGCUGCAGCGCCGGGUGGCCGCGUUGGAGCUGGAGCUGGGGCAGUUCCCGCCGCGCCGCGCCUGGGCGGCCCCGGAGCCCCACCUGGAGCGCCCCGCGCGCGAGAAGCUGGAUGGACUGGUCAAACUCCGGAAGGUUCGAGAAGCCCCAACUGAGUGCACCUGUGCCCCAGGCCCCCCUGGACGGCGCGGCAAGCCCGGAAGAAGAGGUGACCCUGGCCCGCCAGGCCCAUCAGGACGUGACGGCUACCCGGGACCGCUGGGUCUGGACGGCAAACCUGGACUGCCAGGACCCAAAGGGGAAAAGGGUGCACCAGGACACUCAGGUCCCCGGGGAGAUCAGGGGCAAGAAGGAGCUGCUGGGCCUCCAGGGCCCCCAGGGCUUCCUGGGGUGCGGGGCCCUCCAGGAGACACUGGGAAGGAUGGACCCCGGGGGGCACCAGGCCCCAUGCCCUGGACCCCUGAUCCCACCAUCUCCCCUGCCUCUCCCACCCUCACGCCGGGGAUCCCUUAUGCUGUGGUCCAGAGGGACCACCCAGGGCUCAAGGGUGAGCCUGGUGUCCCAGGAAAGAAGGGAGACGAUGGGUCCCCAAGCCAGCCUGGGCCUCCUGGCCCCCCCUGGGUCCCAAGGGAGAACCUGGCCAGCAAGGAAACAGAUGGAGCCACGGGACUAUCGGCCCUGGAGCAAAGGGUGUGGGAUGGUGAAGAUUCUCCCGGGGACAAGAUCAUGGCUACGGAGUGUUCCAGGAGGGGGUGUUCUAACAGCAGGAUGGGAACCUCCCCGGGCCGCGAGGGACCCCCUGGGCCUCCAGGGACACCCCGGAGCCCAGGUGAGCUCGGGCUGCCUGGAGCUCCUGGAGUUGAUGGGGAGAAGGGCCCCAGAGGACCGAAAGGAGAUCCCGGGGAAGCAGGUCCGGCUGGACCCAAAGGAGAUACAGGGGAAAUGGGGCUCUCAGGCCUCCCGGGUGCAGAUGGCCCCAAGGGAGAGAAGGGAGAAUCAGCUGUGUCUGCAGAGAGUCUGGCCCAGAUCAUCAUGGAGCCUGGGCCUCGGCCCCCAGGUCCCCCAGGUCCUGUGGGCCUACAGGGAAUCCCAGGUCCCAAGGGCCUGGAUGGAGCCAAAGGAGAAAAGGGUGCUUUGGGGGACAGAGGACCCAGUGGGCCUCCUGGACCAGCAGGUCCACCAGGCCUAAUCGGGCUGCCAGGAACCAAAGGAGAGAAGGGUAGACCUGGGGAGCCAGGACUGGACGGUUUCCCUGGACCCCGUGGGGAGAAGGGAGACCGGAGCGAGCGAGGAGAGAAGGGGGAGAGAGGUGUUCCCGGGAGGAAGGGGGUGAAAGGUCAGAAGGGGGAGCCAGGGCCACCUGGCCUGGAUCAGCCAUGUCCUGUGGGCCCCGACGGGCUGCCCGUGCCCGGAUGCUGGCACAAGUGACCACUUCCAGCACCCCACUGAGUGGACCUUGGAGCCAAUGGGUGCUGGAAGGAAUGAAACAGUAAUAUAUUGAUUGACGUGUUCCCAAUGGCUGAGCUGAGAACUAGACCCCAGCUAUCUAGCUGGAUGCAGCUGCAGACACAGCCUGCCCUGCAAGACCUUACUGCUCCUGGAGUUCUGUUCGCCCCAACCCCAUCCAGCAGGACUCAGCCAGAGAAAGCUGCCCACCCUGGACAAGACACCCCCAGUAUCUACCACUGAUACUUGGAAGUGCAGGAUGCGACUCACAAAGGGUCUGUGGCAAGACUCU